Molecule: messenger RNA, 2242 nt
Organism: Prunus mume (Japanese apricot)
Lineage: Eukaryota; Viridiplantae; Streptophyta; Magnoliopsida; Rosales; Rosaceae
Source: RefSeq, a predicted model, not a curated record
CCCCCUUCAAUUUUUUCUCCUCUCUCGGUUUGUCCAUGACUUCCUCUUCCCAUUUUCUUUCAAUUAUAUCUCAGAAAAUGGGAGGAAAAAGAACUCAAACUGAUUCAGGAAGCAGAUCAUCAAGCUCAUCCAUUUUACAAGAUGAUCAAGAGGGCUUAUCAUUUUCCUCAUCAAAAGCACAGCUACUUUUCAACAACGCGCCAAUUGUCUCAUCCUACAAUGACAAAAUUCGCCCUAUGCUUGAUGCCAUUGACAAGCUCCGCGUCCUCAUGGUUAUGGAGGAAGGCAUCCAGCUGCCCACCAUUGUUGUUGUGGGAGACCAGUCAUCUGGCAAAUCCAGUGUUCUUGAGUCCCUCGCCAGCAUCAGCCUACCGCGUGGACAAGGUAUCUGCACAAGGGUUCCUCUCGUAAUGAGGCUUCAGCACCACUCUGAUCCUAAACCAGAGCUUUCACUGGAGUACAAUGGCAGAGUUGAGCAGACUGAUGAGGAAAACAUUUCAGAAGACAUUGUGUAUGCCACUAAUCUGAUUGCAGGGGACAAAAAGGGAAUUUCAGACACCCCAUUGACCUUGUUGGUGAAGAAGAAUGGUGUGCCUAAUUUGACCAUGGUUGACCGUAGGAAUGAGUUGGAUUGUGACCAAUGGAGUUUGGACUCUGUUAGCAUAGCUAGAAACUUGCCUGUUAUUGUAAAAAAGAUCGAUGACAAGCUGAAUUCUUACCUUUCAGAACUCAACAAAUUGCCGAAAACUCUGACAACUGUUGCUGAGGCCAUGACUGCUUUUAUGCAGAUCAUUGAAGAAUCCAAAGAAUCACUUAAGAAGAUUCUUUUGAAGGGAGAAAUUGACGAGUUCCCGGGUGACCGACAAAUGCAUUGCACGGCUAGGCUGGUUGAGAUGCUCAAUCAGUGCUCAUUUCAACUUCACGAGUGCAAUGAGAGUGACUCCAAAAGUAAUUUCUUAAUGAAGGAGAUUGAGAUUUUGGAGGAGGUGAAGGGAAAAGUGGAGGGGAUUUCAGGCAUACCUCUUGGGUUUGUUGAGAAGGUUUGGAAUUAUAUUGAGAAUGUGGUUUUAGGGAAUCGGUCAGAACUCAACAAAUUGCCGAAAACUCUGUCAACUGUGGCUGAGGCCAUGACUGUUUUUAUGCAGAUCAUUGGAGCAUCCAAAGAAUCACUUAAGAAGAUUCUUUUGAUGGGAGAAUUUGACGAGUUCCCGGAUGACCAAAUGCAUUGCACGGCUAGGCUGGUUGAGAUGCUCAAUCAGUGCUCAUAUCAACUUCACGAGUGCAAUGCGAGUGACUCCAAAAGUAAUUUCUUAGUGGAGGAGAUUGCGAUUUUGGAAAAGGCGAAAGGUAUCAACCUUCCCAAUUUUGUUCAGCGCAAUGCUUUUCUUCAAAUUUUGCGGGGAAAAGUGAAGGGGAUUACACGCAUACCUCUUGGGUUUGUUGAGCAGGUUUGGAAUUAUAUUGAGAAUGUGGUUUUGUCUGUGUUAAUGAGAAAUACAGAAAAAUAUUAUCAGCUUCAACUGUCUGCCAGAAGAGCAUGCCAAAAUCUUAUUCAAAGGUUGAAAGAAAGGUCCAUUCAUUGCAUGACGGAGAUUUUGGAAAUGGAGAAGCUGACUGAUUAUACAUGUAAUCCAGAAUAUGUAUCCGAAUGGCAUAGGCUCAUGACUGAACAAGAAACAUUCAUCACAAAGGUAAUUCGUAAUUCUCAUGAUCUGGGACUUGGACCUGACACUGACAUAAAAAUAAAUGUAGAGGGAAUCGGGAUGGUUGAAGUUGGAGGUCUAAUGAAGUACCCACAUUCUCUAUUGUCUGAAGCUUUCGACUUGAAAAUGCGGAUGACUGCAUAUUGGAAUGUUGUGCUGAGAAGGUUGAUUGAUUCUAUGGCUUUGCAUUUGCAGCUGAGUGUUUCGAACCUUGUGGACAAGGACAUGAAGACGGAGAUUGUGAGUGAGUUAAUGGGACCUAACAAUGGGGUUGGGUUUGAGAGGAUGAUGGAGGAACCUCCAUCAAUUGCAGUGAAGCGUGAGAAGCUCAUCAAGAGAAUCAAAAAGCUCAAGGAGUCUAAAGAGGUUGUGUGUAAGAUCAUGGAUGGAAUCGUUACUUUUGCCAAUUAACUUAUUGUGUGAUAGAUAUAGCUAAGGAGUCUAGCUAAAUUAUGGUCUGUUUCUUGUUAAUCAAGGCAUUCUGUCAUUUGCUGAUCUGUUUGUACUUAAUUAUGAAGUCUAUGUGUUUGUUUGCUUUU